AAACCAUUUGUUUCCGUCCAAUCACAUAACUCCAUAUGCAUCGUCAUUGAAAUACACAAAAAACCAGAAAGUCUUCUCAAACACCGAAAAUGGAAUCUAAAUCCAACCGAUAGGAAUUGAAGACAAGAAAGAUUACCCAGGUAAAAAUGUUGGCAUUCGUGAAAUGCUUCUCGUUGAAGCGAACAAAGCUUCCUCCUGGAUAUGAGGACCCUCAUGUUCUUGCAUCCGAAACUCCUUUUACGGUGAAUGAGAUAGAGGCAUUACACAAAUUAUUCAAAAAGCUAAGUACAUCCAUUAUCGACGAUGGUACUCUUAUCCAUAAGGAAGAGUUUCUUCUGGCUUUGUUCAGAAACAGCAGUAUGCAAAAUCUCUUUGCGGACAGGGUGUUUUAUAUGUUUGAUAGGAAACGCAACGGCGUGAUUGAGUUUGGUGAAUUUGUUCGUUCACUAAGCAUCUUCCAUCCACACACUCCGGAACAUGAAAAGUCCUCGUUUAUGUUCAAGCUUUACGAUCUCCAUGGAACCGGGUUCAUCGAGUCCCAUGAGUUGAAGGAGAUGGUGGGCGCACUACUUAGUGAAACAGACUUAGAACUCUCCGAAGAAACAGUUGAAGCCAUCGUCGAACAGACGAUGCUUGAGGUUGAUACGAAUAAAGAUGGCAAAAUUGAUGAAGAAGAGUGGAAAGAGCUCGUCGCCAAGAAUCCUUCAAUCCUCAAAAACAUGACUUUACCUUACCUCAGAGAAGUGACUUUAGCAUUUCCAAGUUUCGUUCUCGACACCGAAGUAGACGACUAAAUCAGUUUCUCUGGCUCUUCCUCUUCUUCUGUAAACCGGUCCGGUACAACUACAAGGCUCAAAAUGAUUUGCAUUUUUUUGUUGUUAUUAUGUUUCACGUUCAGUUUUGUCACUGUUGACAGUUUUAUGAUAGACCAACCUCAAUGGUAAUCUUCAAGGGUCUAAAGCAUGGUUUUUAAUAAUAUAAUAGAAUAAAAAAUUUGUAAAGAAUAUCUAAAAUUUAAGAUUAGUAUCCAAAUUAGAAUUUUUUUUUGGGUUAAAAACAGCCACGUAGCAAGUUCUGAGUAGACACAGAG
Messenger RNA from Thlaspi arvense, 1090 nucleotides. Lineage: Eukaryota; Viridiplantae; Streptophyta; Magnoliopsida; Brassicales; Brassicaceae. The record is from the annotation of a GenBank genome assembly.